AGAAUCAGGAGUGUUUCGGGCAGGUUCUCAGGCGGGUAGGGGCUGCCGGAGCCGGCGCCGAGCCGUAGCCCGAAGCGGGGAAGCGAGAGGAAAGCCCCGGGCCCGCAGCGCUGUCGUGCUCGUCCCUCGCUAUGUGGGCCACCGCGAGGCUAGCCCUGUGGCGGGGCGUCCGCGCUGCCGCCCCCCGGCCGCGCGCCUAUCACGGGGAGGCGGUGGCCACGCUGGGCACCCAGCCGGACUCGGGCUCUGCCAUCUACCAGGAAAACUAUGAACAGAUGAAAGCACUAGUAAAUGAACUCCAUGGACGAGCACAGAAAAUAAGAUUAGGAGGUAGCAAGAAAGCCAGAGAACGCCAUACAUCAAGAGGAAAACUGUUAGCCAGGGAAAGAGUUGAUGGCCUUAUGGACCCAGGGUCUCCAUUUCUGGAAUUAUCCCAGUUUGCAGGUUACCAAUUAUAUGGUAAUGAGGAGGUCUCCGCAGGUGGCAUUAUUACAGGCAUUGGGAGAGUAUCAGGUGUAGAAUGCAUGAUUUUUGCCAAUGACGCCACUGUUAAAGGAGGUACCUACUACCCAGUGACUGUGAAAAAACAUUUACGGGCACAAGAAAUUGCACUGCAAAACAGGCUCCCCUGCAUCUACUUGGUUGAUUCAGGAGGGGCAAACUUACCUCGACAAGCAGAAAUAUUUCCUGAUCAAAAUCACUUUGGCCGCAUAUUCUAUAAUCAGGCAAUCAUGUCUUCUAAAAAUAUUGCACAGAUAGCGGUGGUCAUGGGCUCCUGUACGGCGGGAGGUGCUUACAUGCCUGCAAUGGCUGAUGAAAACAUCAUUGUACGCAAGCAGGGUACCAUUUUCUUGGCAGGACCCCCCUUGGUUAAAGCAGCUACUGGAGAAGAGGUGUCAGCUGAGGAUCUUGGAGGUGCUGAUCUUCACUGCAGAAAGUCUGGGGUCUCUGACUACUACGCUUUGGAUGAUCAUCAUGCCCUUCACUUAACUAGGAAGAUUGUGAGGAAUCUCAAUUAUCAGAAAAAAUUGGAUGUUACCAUUGAGCCUUCUGAAGACCCUUUAUUUCCUGCUGAUGAAUUGUACGGAAUAGUUGGCACUAACCUUAAGAGGAACUUUGAUGUCCGAGAGGUCAUUGCUAGAAUCGUGGAUGGAAGCAGAUUCAGUGAGUUCAAAGCCUUGUAUGGAGACACAUUAGUUACAGGAUUUGCUAGAAUAUUUGGAUAUCCAAUUGGCAUCAUUGGAAAUAAUGGAGUUCUCUUUUCUGAAUCUGCAAAAAAGGGGGCUCACUUCAUCCAGUUAUGCUGCCAAAGGAAAAUCCCUCUGCUGUUUCUGCAAAACAUUACUGGAUUUAUGGUUGGUAAAGACUAUGAAGCUGAAGGAAUUGCCAGGGACGGUGCCAAGAUGGUAACUGCUGUAUCCUGUGCCAAUGUGCCUAAGAUAACUGUCAUCAUUGGGGGAUCCUACGGGGCUGGAAACUACGGGAUGUGUGGCAGAGCAUAUAGCCCAAGAUUCCUUUACUUGUGGCCAAAUGCUCGUGUCUCAGUGAUGGGAGGAGAGCAGGCAGCCACUGUGUUGGCGACGAUAGCAAAGGACCAGAGAAUGCGGGAAGGGAAACAGUUCUCCAGCGCUGAGGAAGCAGCUUUAAAAGAGCCCAUCAUUAAGAGAUUCGAAGAGGAAGGAAACCCUUACUAUUCCAGUGCAAGGCUGUGGGAUGAUGGGAUUAUUGAUCCAGUGGACACCAGGCUGGUCCUGGGUCUCAGUAUCAGUGCAGCCCUCAAUGCGCCAAUCCAGAAGACCGACUUUGGCAUCUUUAGGAUAUAACUGGAAUAUAAAGCAUCUUUCAUUGGACAUGUACUAGAAAUUAAUACGUUAGUAGCCUUAACAUUAUAGACUUUUUCAAAUUUCAACUGUUAAACAGUAAAAUUUUCUUAGCACAGUGCAUUGUACUUUUCUCCCUUAAAAAAUCAAUGAAGAUAUUUAUUUCAUGAACCUCAAUUCCUUGUAAAUUUUCUUAGAUUUUUCUGUGGCUCAGCUUUUCCACCCUUAAAAUGAAGAGAGUAACUUACAGUUAUCCUUACUAACCCACAUGUAGUAUGAAAAGUUCUGUAACCUAUAAAUUCCAGAUAUUAUCAAGAGUAUUAAAGUUGGAUUUCCAGUGAAAUGAUGCUUUGGUGAUUAUGCACGGUAUUAUAACACAUAUAUUUUUUAAAAGCAUCUGUUUUCCUCCAGCCAUCAUCCUGUUUCUGCCCAUAAUAGACUUCUUGCUGUGUGCACUCGGGGCUUUAUUUCCUACCCAUUCUCUCCUUACCUACCCCUCACUGGCUUCCAUUGCCAGCAGCCCUCUGCAGGGUCACUGUUGACCUCCGGGUCUCUGGAACCAGUGGGUUCUUUUCUGACUUCAUCCGAUUUAAUUGUCUGCAGCAUUCAGGUCAGUUGAACGCUCCCUCCUAGAAACACAUUCCUUAGCUCCCAUUCCGUGAUACUUUAGGUUUCCCACCAGCCUCUUUGGCCACUCUGUUCUGUUCAGUUUCCUUUGCAGGCCUCUCUUCCUCUGCUGAUCCCUGCCCUCUUCGCCAUUUAUCCUGAUUUUUCAUUAGUAAUACAUGAAUACGGUCUUUUUCUAAAAGAUACAAAUAAUAUAAAAUAUCUCCUCAUUCUUUUUUAAAAUUGUGGUAAAGAUACAUAACAUUUUACCAUUUUAACCAUUUUUAAAUGUACAGCUCUAUGACAUUAAGUCCAUUCAAACUGUUGUGCAAUUGUCACCACCAUCCACCUCCAGAAUGUCUCAUCAUCCCAAACUGACACUCUGUCGUUAAACACUAACUCCACACCACCUCCCCCCCACCCCGGGCACACCUCCUUAUUCUUAAAUGUAUGUACUUUUGUGGCUUGAUUUAAUCUUUCUGGCCAUUUCAGCCCUAUGGCUUCAGUUGCCAUCUAAAUGAGGAUGAUUCCUGUGUUGACAGUUCCUAACACAUCUCUUCCAUGAUCUUCAGACCUGCCAGAUAGACUGGAUAUCUGCACUGAUUGUCUUACAAGAACUGUAAGACUCAGUCAACAAGUUCUGUUGAUUUUACCUCUAUCACUUGAAUUCCCCCAGUUAUUUUUGUCUUUCACUACCACAGGCAUUAGGAGUGGUCUUGCUGCAUACAGUCUCACCUGGUCUAAUCGCCAUCACUGUGGAAUUAGGAUGGCCAUUCUAAAUGCACAUCUGGUUGUGCCACUCCCUUACUCAGAUCUUUCACUGAUUUUCUGUAGAACUGCCAGACCACUAAUGCCCUCCAUGGUCAUCCCUUCUUCAGUCUCAUCUAGACUCCUCUUUUCACCCUUGGUGCUUCAGCCACCCUGACUUCUAGUCCCUUGAACCUACGAAGUCUUUCCCACUUUAGGGUCUACAAAUUUCCCUCUGCCUGAACUGUUCCACUGUCUCUUCUUAAACACAUCUUUUUGUCCCUGACUUCCUGGGGCUGAGUUAGUUACCUACAGUGUGCCCUUGUAAAGCACCAUCACUCCCUCGGUCACUUCUUCUAUAAGGAGUAUAAACAGUUUUCUAAUAUUGCCCUCCUGCUAGAAUGUGAGCUCUAUGAGAGCAAGGAUUUACUUGUUUAGACUGUAUCUCCAAUGCUUGGCACUUGCAGGUGCUCAGAUAUUUGUUGAAUCAAUGAAAAAAAUCCAUAUAUCCAUAUUUUAAUUGAUAUUCUCAGGUCACAUCAUUUUAAAAUUGAUUGAUUAUAUGAUCUAAUAUAAUUAUCAAAUGCUUUCCUAAUAAAAUUUGUAUUUUAAACA
This is a messenger RNA of Miniopterus natalensis, 3788 nucleotides long. RefSeq names its product methylcrotonyl-CoA carboxylase subunit 2 (gene MCCC2). The record is from RefSeq and is a predicted model, not a curated record. NCBI's taxonomy places the organism in Eukaryota, Metazoa, Chordata, Mammalia, Chiroptera, Miniopteridae. Gene Ontology annotation, cellular component: methylcrotonoyl-CoA carboxylase complex; mitochondrion. Gene Ontology annotation, biological process: L-leucine catabolic process. Gene Ontology annotation, molecular function: methylcrotonoyl-CoA carboxylase activity.